Messenger RNA from Ornithorhynchus anatinus (platypus), 2095 nucleotides. RefSeq names its product protein kinase C and casein kinase substrate in neurons 3 (gene PACSIN3). Bases 299 to 1579 code for a protein of 426 amino acids. Lineage: Eukaryota; Metazoa; Chordata; Mammalia; Monotremata; Ornithorhynchidae. Gene Ontology annotation, biological process: cytoskeleton organization; regulation of endocytosis; plasma membrane tubulation. The transcript is spliced from 10 exons. The record is from RefSeq and is a predicted model, not a curated record. Gene Ontology annotation, molecular function: phospholipid binding; protein binding. Gene Ontology annotation, cellular component: cytoplasm; plasma membrane; endosome.
CUCUGUAUGGGGCGUGGGGGCUUCUUCUCAGCCUCUGCCAUCUAAUCCCCAGUCGGAUCGUGUGACCCGCCUGGCAUUCCCUGGGCCGGAAUCUGGCACCUCUGAGAGCGGCUACUAUAUUGGGGUAGCUGGGUAUCUCCUCCAACUCACUGCUUCCCGCCCCUUCCCUUCCUUUCCCCCUGACUUUUUCGGGCCGAAAGAGACGUCAUAGGAGCUCGGGGCCUCAGACUGGUCCUUGGGAUCUUCAGGCCCCAGAUCCGCCCGGGACUCGGCCACCAUUCCGUGCUGCAGGGACAAAAUGGCCCCGGAGGACGACACCGGAGGGGAGGCCCCCGGGGGCAGCUUCUGGGAGGCCGGGCACUACAGGCGGACGGUCCAGCGUGUGGAGGAUGGGCACCGGCUCUGUGGGGACCUGGUCAACUGCUUCCAGGAACGCGCCCGCAUCGAAAAGGCCUAUGCCCAACAGCUGGCUGACUGGGCUCGCAAGUGGAGAAGCGCCGUGGAGAAGGGCCCCCAGUAUGGCACGCUGGAGAAGGCCUGGCACGCCUUCCUCACGGCGGCCGAGCGGCUGAGCGCGCUGCACCUGGAAGUGCGGGAGCGGCUGCAGGGCGAGGACAGCGAGCGCGUGCGGGCCUGGCAGCGGGAGGCCUUCCACCGGCCUGUGCUGGGGGGCUUCCGGGAGACCCGGGCCGCCGAAGAUGGCUUCCGCAAAGCCCAGAAGCCCUGGGUCAAGCGGUUAAAGGAGGUGGAGGCCACGAAGAAGAGCUACCACUCGGCCCGGAAGGAGGAGAAGACGGCGCAGACGCGGGAGAGCCACGCCCGGGCCGACGCCGCCGUGUCCCAGGAGCAGCUGCGCAAGCUGCAGGAGCGCGUGGAACGCUGCUGCAAGGAGGCCGAGAAGGCGAAAGCCCAGUACGAGCAGACGCUGGCGGAGCUGCACCGUUACACGCCGCGCUACAUGGAGGACAUGGAGCAGGUGUUCGAGAACUGCCAGGCCGCCGAGCGCCAGCGCCUUCUCUUCUUCAAGGACAUGCUGCUCACCCUGCACCAGCACCUGGACCUCUCCACCAACGACAGGUUCAUCGCGCUGCACCGGGAUUUACACCAGGGCAUCGAGGCGGCCAGCGACCAGGAGGACCUGCGCUGGUGGCGGAGCACCCACGGGCCGGGCAUGGCCAUGAACUGGCCGCAGUUCGAGGAGUGGUCCCUGGACACACAGCGGACCAUCAGCCGCAAAGAGAAGAACAGCCGGAACCCGGAUGAGGUGACCCUAACCAGCAUCGUGCCCACGCGGGAUGGCACGGAGCCCCCUUCCCAGCCGGGGUCACCGGGGUCUCCUCGGAGCCAGCAGGAAGAGGAAUGGUCGGAUGAGGAAAGCCCUCGGAAGGGGACCGCUGGCGUGCGAGUGCGAGCGUUAUAUGACUAUUCGGGCCAGGAGGCUGAUGAGCUCAGCUUCCGAGCAGGCGAAGAGCUGCUGAAGAUGAGCGAAGAGGACGAGCAGGGCUGGUGCCAGGGCCAACUUCAGAGCGGGCGCGUCGGCCUCUACCCCGCCAACUACGUUGAGUGUGUGGCGGCCUGAUUCGCGCCGCCUCUGGGACCUCUCUCCACCCCCACCUCCCACUCCCACCUCUUCCAACCCUCUCCUCUUUUCGUCCCAGGGUCAGCGUUGGAGUGACCUUCCCACCGCGGCCAGCCCCGGUGGCGGGUCUCCAGAAGACCCUCUGUCACCCCCUUACUGCUCCCCUGCGGGGCUAGGGCCGUGCCACCUCUGCCCCGAUGACAGGGAGGGGAUUCUCGUCACGCCCUGGAAAACGCCCGGCCAAGGGAGAGACUGGUACGGGGAACGGCCGUCCCGGCUCCGGGGCAGGGAGGGUGGUUGGGUUUGAGGAGGCCCAUGGGCGAGUGUGCCCGUUCUGCCCCGCGGACCCGACCGGACCCACCGAUCCCCGCCCCCCCCCCCCCCCCCAAGGGCCGGCUUGGGGACUAACUCACUUGGCCUUCUCUGGGAGGUUGGGGAAGGGUGGUUCUCUCUCUGCAGGUCCCCUUUUAGGCACCACUUUGUCCUAAAUAUGCAUUAAACUUGUAAAGAAACUCA